GACACUGCAUGAAAACAUCCGACGACUUCAAUCCGAUAUUGCUCCGUUUCACUGACAGAGGGCUAGAAGCCGAGUACCAUAGCCAGCCAAACCCCCAGUUUUUCUGGUACACUCUGUGUGCUAGUGUACUGUUUGUUUCAAUCGCUUUCAUCCACUUGCUUACGUUACCUAUAAAUCUUACAACGGUGACCGUACUGACCUCAACGUUCGUAGUUGUAGCAGCUUUAGCUGUGGUAUCUUGUGUUCAACAUCAUCAGCAUUCAAGUCAGUCAACCACUAGGUCUCUUCCCUGCUCAACAGAUGUCGCUAAAAAUCAAAUAUUAAGAAUAUUCAUCUUUCUUUUUUCCGUUCUCAUUAUAAUGGCAGCUUGUGUAGUGAGUAUGGUCGCUUUUAACCCUGAUUCUCCUGAAAGACUGGAUAUCUACUUGAACAUCACGAACACCACCAGUCGGAACGAACAUGGCUGUUACUUCGUUCAAUACCUCCAAUUUACAGCUGUUCUAGCCCUGACUACCGUAUCCGUAUUCCUACGGAUAAACUACCUGCUCAAGCUAGUUGUCAUGGUUACAGAAGUAGUGGCGUUUACCGUGAUCUUCGUAAUUGUCCGGCCUGACUUAUUCGCUGAGGCUCUGGAGUUGGCUGAAGGAUUCACCGAAACGCCCUUGCACGUUCACACUACAUCGUUUCUCGUGGUAUUUUUGAUCAUUCUCCAUGUUCUAGACCGACAG
This is a messenger RNA of Limulus polyphemus (Atlantic horseshoe crab), 728 nucleotides long. RefSeq names its product adenylate cyclase type 2-like. The annotation marks the transcript as partial. Lineage: Eukaryota; Metazoa; Arthropoda; Merostomata; Xiphosura; Limulidae. The transcript has 6 exons. Gene Ontology annotation, molecular function: adenylate cyclase activity. Gene Ontology annotation, biological process: adenylate cyclase-activating G protein-coupled receptor signaling pathway; adenylate cyclase-inhibiting G protein-coupled receptor signaling pathway; cAMP biosynthetic process. The record is from RefSeq and is a predicted model, not a curated record.